Molossus molossus (Pallas's mastiff bat) is the source of this 3622-nucleotide messenger RNA. It is a transcript of the gene NFKB1, whose product is annotated as nuclear factor kappa B subunit 1. Gene Ontology annotation, cellular component: cytoplasm. The transcript is spliced from 24 exons. The coding region runs from base 56 to 2968 and encodes 970 amino acids. Gene Ontology annotation, biological process: innate immune response; cellular response to stress; regulation of transcription by RNA polymerase II. Gene Ontology annotation, molecular function: RNA polymerase II cis-regulatory region sequence-specific DNA binding; DNA-binding transcription factor activity, RNA polymerase II-specific; protein binding. The record is from RefSeq and is a predicted model, not a curated record. Lineage: Eukaryota; Metazoa; Chordata; Mammalia; Chiroptera; Molossidae.
CGGGGAGCCCGCAGGCGCCGGGAGGCCGCGCGCCGACGCGCCACCAGGCUCCAAAAUGGCAGAAGAGGAUCCAUAUUUGGGAGGGCAUGAACAAAUGUUUCAUUUGGAUCCUUUGAAUCAUACAAUAUUUAAUUCAGAAAUAUUUCAGUCAGAGAUGCCACUGCCAACGGCAGAUGGCCCAUACCUUCAAAUAUUAGAGCAACCCAAACAGAGAGGAUUUCGUUUCCGUUAUGUCUGUGAAGGCCCGUCCCAUGGCGGACUCCCCGGUGCAUCUAGUGAGAAGAAUAAGAAGUCCUACCCUCAGAUCAAAAUCUGCAACUACUCGGGACCUGCCAAGGUUAUUGUUCAGUUGGUCACAAAUGGAAAAAGCAUCCACCUGCACGCACACAGCCUGGUGGGGAAGCACUGUGAGGACGGGAUCUGCACCGUAAUGGCUGGACCCAAGGACAUGGUGGUCGGCUUUGCAAACCUGGGUAUACUUCAUGUGACAAAGAAAAAAGUAUUUGAAACACUGGAAGCACGAAUGACAGAGGCAUGUAUAAGGGGCUAUAAUCCCGGACUUUUGGUGCAUCCUGAUCUUGCCUAUUUGCAAGCAGAAGGUGGAGGAGACCGGCAGCUCACAGAUCGGGAAAAGGAGAUCAUCCGCCAGGCAGCUCUUCAGCAGACAAAGGAGAUGGACCUCAGCGUGGUGCGGCUCAUGUUUACAGCUUUCCUCCCAGACAGCACCGGGAGCUUCACCAGGCGCCUGGAACCCGUGGUAUCAGACGCCAUCUACGACAGCAAAGCCCCCAACGCGUCCAACUUGAAAAUUGUACGAAUGGACAGGACAGCUGGAUGCGUCACUGGAGGGGAAGAAAUUUAUCUUCUCUGUGACAAGGUUCAGAAAGAUGACAUCCAGAUUCGAUUUUAUGAAGAGGAGGAAAAUGGUGGAAUCUGGGAAGGAUUUGGAGAUUUUUCCCCUACAGACGUUCACAGACAAUUUGCCAUCGUCUUCAAAACACCAAAGUAUAAAGACAUCAACAUUACCAAACCAGCCUCUGUGUUUGUCCAACUACGGAGGAAAUCUGAUUUGGAAACUAGUGAACCAAAACCUUUUCUCUACUACCCUGAAAUCAAAGACAAAGAGGAAGUGCAGAGGAAGCGGCAGAAGCUCAUGCCCAAUUUCUCGGACAGCUUUGGCGGCGGUGGUGCCGGGGCUGGAGGCGGAGGCAUGUACGGCAGCGGCGGUGGAGGAGGGGGCACAGGAAGCGCCGGGCCAGGGUAUGGCUUCCCCCACUAUGGAUUUCCAUAUGGUGGAAUCACCUUCCACCAUGGAGCCACUAAAUCUAAUGCUGGGAUGAAGCAUGGAGCCAUGGACACAUCAUCUAAAAAUGACCCUGGAGGUUGUGAGGAGAGUGAUGACAGAGAGGCUGUAAGUCUCUCUGGGGAAGGAACCAAAACCCCAGAGCAACAUAAGGGGUCCAGCAGCAGAGAUGAUGAGGCUACUCUGGCCUAUCCAGUGGGAGUGAAGGAAGAGAAUUCUGGGUUUCUGGACAGCCUCUUCCUGGAGAAGGCAAUGCAGCUUGCCAGGCGGCACGCCAACGCCCUGUUUGACUAUGCGGUGACAGGAGAUGUGAAGAUGCUGCUGGCUGUCCAGCGUCACCUCACUGCCGUGCAGGAUGAGAACGGGGACUGUGUCUUACACUUAGCAAUCAUCCACCUCCAUGCUCAACUUGUGAGGGAUCUGCUAGAAGUCACUUCUGGUUUGGUUUUAGAUGACAUUAUCAACAUGAGAAAUGAUCUGUACCAGACGCCCUUGUACUUGGCAGUGAUCACCAAGCAGGAGGCUGUGGUGGAGGACUUGCUCAGGGCUGGGGUCGAUCUGAGCCUUCUGGACCACUUGGGUAACUCUGUUUUACACCUAGCUGCCAAAGAAGGACAUGAUAGAAUUCUCGGUACUUUACUCAAGCACAAAAAGGCAGCACUACUUAUCGACCACCCCAAUGGGGAAGGUCUGAACGCCAUCCACAUCGCGGUGAUGAGCAACAGCAUGCCCUGUCUGCUGCUGCUGGUGGCCGCCGGGGCGGACGUCAACGCGCAGGAGCAGAAGUCGGGUCGCACGGCGCUGCACCUGGCUGUGGAGCAGGACAACAUCUCCCUGGCUGGCUGUCUGCUCCUGGAGGGUGAUGCCCACGUAGACAGUACCACCUACGACGGAACUACACCGCUGCACAUAGCGGCCGGGAGAGGCUCCACCCGGAUGGCAGCCCUUCUGAAAGCAGCAGGAGCAGAUCCUCUGCUGGAGAACUUUGAGCCUCUCUAUGACCUGGACGAUUCCUGGGAAAAGGAUGGAGAUGAUGAAGGAGUUGUGCCUGGAACCACACCUCUAGAUAUGGCCACCAACUGGCAGGUAUUCGACAUAUUAAAUGGGAAGCCGUAUGAGCCAGAGUUUACAUCUGAUGAUUUAUUGGCACAAGGAGACAUGAAACAGCUGACUGAAGACACAAAGUUGCAGCUUUACAAGUUGCUAGAAUUUCCCGAUCCAGACAAAAACUGGGCAACUCUGGCACAGAAAUUAGGUCUGGGGAUACUCAAUAAUGCCUUCCGGCUGAGUCCUGCUCCUUCUAAAACGCUCAUGGACAAUUACGAGGUCUCUGGAGGGACCAUAAGAGAGCUGAUGGAAGCCCUGAGGCAGAUGGGCUACACCGAAGCGAUCGAGGUGCUCCAGGCCGCCUUCUGCGCCUCAGGAACUGCAGGCCCCAGCCCACUGGAGACCGCCCCGCAGGCCCACUCGCGGCCUCUCUCACCCGCCUCCACCAGACAGCAACUAGACGAGCUCCGAGACGACAGCAUCUGUGACAGCGGCGUGGAGACAUCCUUCCGCAAACUCAGCUUCACGGAGUCUCUGACCAGCGGCAGCUCAUUGCUAACUCUUAACAAAAUGCCCCACGAUUACGGGCAGGAAGGACCUAUAGAAGGUAAAAUUUAGCCUUCUGGCAGUUCCCAGCAUCCUGUAAACCAAAGUUCUGAAAUUCCACUGGACUGUCCAAGAGAAGGAAGGGAAAGUGCAUCCAGGGGUGCUCAGAGGAACACCGGCCGCCCUGGACAGCGCUGGGCUUCACUCGAGGCCUCUGAGACCCGGCUGCCUUCCUCGGCUCUCCAGGGAAUUUCAGCCCGGCUCACUGGCAUAUAGUCUCUAGCAGGCACGGCCUUCGGCGGGGCUGGUGCCUCGUGGAGGUGAGGUACCUUGUUGAGCUUUACCGGCUGCUUCCUGUCAUCAUUGCUGCUCCCCCUCUGCUGUGUCCCCACUGCCAUUACAAGGUUAAGUCCCCACCUGGUGUCUUUCUCGCCGGCCACAGCACAGUCGUGCACUCAGAUUAAGAAUUAAGGAAAUUCUUAAUAUUUUAUCAAGAAUAUUUUAAAUAAGAUAUUUUAAAAGGCGCCAUCAGUGUAUAAUUGAAAGAGGCUUACUGCUUUUUCUCACGUGGUGUAUCUCUGUGAUUUGAAAAAAGAACAUGUAUGUGUCGAUAUUUAAACAUGGUUACAAUCAGUGCUGAAAAUGGUCUUUUCCCCUUUUUCUGCAUUUUGCUAUUGUAAAUAUGUUUUUAGAUCAAAUACUUUAAAAGAAAGAAUGUUGGAUUUA